This is a messenger RNA of Paramormyrops kingsleyae, 802 nucleotides long. RefSeq names its product chromosome 2 C22orf39 homolog (gene c2h22orf39). NCBI's taxonomy places the organism in Eukaryota, Metazoa, Chordata, Actinopteri, Osteoglossiformes, Mormyridae. The record is from RefSeq and is a predicted model, not a curated record.
GGAAAAAAAAUCAUUAGGGCGGGACCUGUACUUUCGGAGUGUUUGAUUGGUAGUUACACCAUGAGAUUAAAAUGCAUCCGUUUCCGGUUGACAAGCAAGGAACUGCCGAGGAUGACCGCUACGAAUGCAGUGUGGAGGCCCCCUCGAAUGUGUGAUGACUACUGGAAUGAAUUCAAUCACUGCAAAAGCCUCUGGAAUCGAUUUUACCAGUACUACACUUUUGGUACGAUCCCAGCCUGUCAGCAGUGGAAGGACGACUACAAAGCCUGUCGAGAAUGGGAGAAGAGACAUAAUGCUGAGGCCAAGGAACUGCUACAGCAAAGUGAAAGAGCUAGGGUGGCAGCACAGAGUAAGUUUGCCCCAGUGUGGAAACUCCGACAGAAGCCCCCUGAAGACUGGCAUUUACCUCUGAACCAGGAAAAGCCCGAGGAACCCUGAAAUCCCAACAUACCAAUAAUGGUCAACUGGACCUCCUAUUUGCCUAUCCUGACUUUACCAUGUAUAUUGUACAUGGUUUAUUUGGUCAAAACUUGAGCAAACAAAAAAGAAAAAAAAACUGUUUGUAUGGUGUAUGUUCCAAUUUUUUUCCCCUUUCUUUUGUAAGUAUCAGUUAAUAGUGCCUUUAUUUACUUCAUCCAUCCCCUAUACUAUUUACCCAGUAAAGGGCUAUAUACAAUGUGUUUUACACAGAACAGGUAAAUUGUAGUAGAAUGUUAUUUCUUUGCUGCACAGAAUCCAUGGACUAAACAUUGUAUUGUGAAGAAAAAAGUAAAGUCAAACAUGAGUGUAAUAUACCAAGAAA